UCAACACCUUAGUUAGUGAUAGCAAUUAUAAGUACAUUUAUUUUUAAAUAUGUUAUUUAUUUCCUAAUUAUGAAGUUACCCGAAAGUAUAAACAGAAAUACAUAUCUAACGUACAAUCAAAAUGGGGAUAGCGAGCCUCGGAGAAAAAUAAAGGCGGAGAACUUUGAAUGGGACUUCAAUCAUGCUAAAUCACUGGUUGCUAUAUGUAUUGAGAAACUGGCGGAAAAUUGGAAUGGCCAUCCAAAACUAGAACAACUUAUAGCAAAGGAUAGAGAAUUUUUCCUGCAAAUAUUGAAUACCAAUGUGCCACUUCAAAUUCUAGUAGAGAAUAUAAAAAGCGAUAUAUUUUGGAAAAGAUGCUACUUUUCUAAAUGGUCCAUUGCCCCAUUAGUACCACACAAUAAAAAAUGGAUUAAUAUCUUUAUGGAAAAACACUAUGCAGACAUAUUGGAGAAUAUGAAUCCUCGUCAAUAUGAUCCUGAGAAAAUAACAACGUUAGUCAAACUUUGCGGUCCAUAUAUUGAAACGUUGUCAAUACGAAGUUUAGUGCCAUCAGAUAUUCCUGUUCAGCGAAUUACUUCACCUGAAAUGGUUGAUUUGAUAACAAGUCAAAUUAAAAAUGGCAAUACACCCCAAAUAAAAACUGGCGAAACAUUCUCGAGAGAUCACAUUUCUCUUCAUGCGGCCCUAGGAAGCUUAACUAAUUUAGUAGAGUUACAUGUAACUUAUCAGUUGCGAGCUAUUGGAACAGAGUACCGUAAAGAUCAGUUUCAGUUUACUACUAAUGAUGCAAAAAAUCUCUCACGUGGUUUAGAGAAAUGUAUUCAACUCAAAAUAUUAAGGAUAACUCGAACUGACUUAAACUGCCAGAAAGUGAAAUAUAUUUUACGUGGAUUAUCAGAUAGUCAAAAUUUAGACACAAUUGAUUUUAGUCACUGCCGAAUUGCAGAUGAAGGUGCCUCAACCAUAGCAAAGUUUAUCACGAAAAGAGACAGCUUGAAAACCAUAAUCCUUGGAGACAAUCUUUUUGGUCCAGCUGGGGCAGAAAAUAUAUCUUACGCUCUUAAUCAUCAUGGAUGUAGUGUUAGAGUACUAGACUUAAGCCUUAACUCUAAGCUAGGUUCCGAAGGAGUCGCGCACAUUGCCGUAUCUAUAGCAAGAGGAUGCAGUCUUACGACACUCAACAUAUCUGGUUGUGGCAUACAACCGCAACCAUUAAUGAAACCGCCUGCAGGAGUAUGGUCUGUGACGAGUGCGGAAAAUCCACCUUCUUGUGGAGACCUUCUAGCACGAGCUAUCGGUUUAGUUAAAACACCACUAAGAUCAUUGGACAUUAGUGUAAAUAAUAUUGGCACUCCCAGUGAUAAUACCCUGUCAAACGCUAUUUGUCUAAGUUACAUAGUUGACCUAAAUAUAAAAAGGUCAGGUAUGGGGCCUAUGGCAAUGGCUAUAGCAGAAUCCGCAGCGGCGGCUCAGAGGUUAAGAAGAGAAGCCGAAAAGGGAGUUAAAUUUAGACGUAGCGCUGGCAGAGUUUUACAAGCACGUCGUGUUGCGAAAGGCAUGAAUAUUGAUGCAGAUCCUGUAUUACUAGCUCAGCAAUUAUCGGCUAGGCCAUCGAUAGUUUCCGUUGCAUCUGAAGAAGGAACUUACAACAUAACAACACAACCUCUUCCAACUGACUUCGGCUUUGUUCCAGCAUUUAAGAGCCCAUUGCCUUCUUCUCAAACUUCAUCAAUAACAGGACCUUCAACAUCGAGGAGAUCAAGUCAUCAUAUGGUUUUACAACCCGUAAAAGAAAUCCGCAAAGCAGCUUUGGUUCGCCGCGGAUCCGAUGGCUCCUUACUACAAUCACGUGGUGGUACAGCAUCUUCGGAACGGCAUAUAAAAAUAUUUAUCUCUUAAAAUAAUUUAAACAAACAAGGCGCUACUUUAUUUAUUUUAUAAUUUAAAUCAACUGAUUGCGCGCUACAAACACUCCCCUUAGGUCUGAGAUGCAAAUAAUAUCAACUCAGAGUCU
Messenger RNA from Manduca sexta (tobacco hornworm), 2017 nucleotides. Its product is annotated as dynein regulatory complex subunit 5. Gene Ontology annotation, biological process: activation of GTPase activity; nucleocytoplasmic transport. NCBI's taxonomy places the organism in Eukaryota, Metazoa, Arthropoda, Insecta, Lepidoptera, Sphingidae. The record is from RefSeq and is a predicted model, not a curated record. Gene Ontology annotation, cellular component: perinuclear region of cytoplasm; cytosol; nucleus. Gene Ontology annotation, molecular function: small GTPase binding; GTPase activator activity. The transcript is spliced from 11 exons. The coding region runs from base 70 to 1902 and encodes 610 amino acids.